ACGUGACGUGGGUCAGCUGACUGCGGAGAUCUGACCUUCUGUCGCUGCGUUUCACUGCUCCUCGGCUCUCGGUUCUGUUUCGGUUCUGUCCGGUUCUGUUUCGGUUCUAAGCGUUGAUCCACCGCGGUCCCGGUCUCAAAAUGGCGUCUCAGUCCCAGGGCAUCCAGCAGCUGCUCCAGGCGGAGAAGAGAGCGGCCGAGAAGGUGGCGGAGGCCCGAAAGAGGAAGAACCGUCGUCUGAAACAAGCCAAAGAAGAAGCUCAGGCCGAGAUCGAACAGUACAGACUCCAGAGAGAGAAAGAGUUCAAGACCAAAGAGGCCGCCGCGCUGGGUUCUCACGGGAACAGCGCGGUGGAGGUGGACCGGGACACGGCCGAGCGGAUGAGUCGGAUCCAGGCCAGUUUCAAAGGGAACAAGGACGCGGUUCUGAACGAGCUCCUCAAGAGGGUCUGCGACAUCCAGCCCGAGUUCCACGCCAACUACCGGGUCCAGGGGUAGACCCGGGACCCGGACCGGGACCCGGACCGAGACCCAAGACCCGAGACCAGGAGAAGGACCAGGAUGUGACCAAAACAUGGGGGAUCUUUCCUCAGACCUGGUCUAGUCCUGGUUCAGUCCUAGUCUAGUCCUGGUCUAGUCCUGGUUCAGUCCUGGUUUAGUUCUGGUUUAGUCCUGGUUCAGUUCUGGUUGUGGACGUGUCGUGUUUUCAUUUGUGUUUUGUGAAAAAAUCCUAAAAAUUGUGUUUUUGUUUAUUUAUAAACUUUGUGUUUGGCUCUCGACCAAUCAGGAGCGAGUAUUGUGAACAUGUGACUCUUGACCAAUCAGGAGCGAGUAUUGUGAACAUGUGACUGUGAGGAAUAAAUGUAAAAAUAAAAAAGUUAAACCUCA
Messenger RNA from Boleophthalmus pectinirostris (great blue-spotted mudskipper), 887 nucleotides. It is a transcript of the gene atp6v1g1, whose product is annotated as ATPase H+ transporting V1 subunit G1. Bases 141 to 497 code for a protein of 118 amino acids. NCBI's taxonomy places the organism in Eukaryota, Metazoa, Chordata, Actinopteri, Gobiiformes, Gobiidae. The transcript is spliced from 3 exons. Gene Ontology annotation, cellular component: vacuolar proton-transporting V-type ATPase complex. The record is from RefSeq and is a predicted model, not a curated record. Gene Ontology annotation, biological process: proton transmembrane transport. Gene Ontology annotation, molecular function: proton-transporting ATPase activity, rotational mechanism.